Messenger RNA from Python bivittatus (Burmese python), 1707 nucleotides. RefSeq names its product ryncolin-3-like. Gene Ontology annotation, molecular function: carbohydrate derivative binding; signaling receptor binding; antigen binding. Gene Ontology annotation, biological process: complement activation, lectin pathway. The record is from RefSeq and is a predicted model, not a curated record. NCBI's taxonomy places the organism in Eukaryota, Metazoa, Chordata, Lepidosauria, Squamata, Pythonidae.
UCUCUGUUUAUACAAUCAAUCAAGACCUCCAUAUAUAUAUAAGAGGAGAGAGACUGCACACCUCUGGCUCAGAGAGCUGGAGGGACAUUCUGCAAGGCAAGAUGAGGCUCUGGGCUGGUUUCCACCUGAUUUUCCUGGUUGCUUUGUCUGUGGAGAGAGGAGUCUUGGGCCAGGACACCGAAGCCACUUGCUGUGCACAGCUGCAGGGCUUAACACAAUGUGGAAGUGACAAGAUUAUUCUCCAGGGUCAGGCAGGGAUACCUGGAAUUCCAGGUGUGCCAGGAACAAAUGGAUCACCAGGGCUAAAGGGUGACCCUGGUCCUCAGGGGCCCCCAGGUGAAAGAGGUUCUGCUGGGAUAACUGGAAAAGCUGGACCCAAAGGAGACAAAGGAGACAAAGGAGAUGCCUGCAGCUUAGACAAUGUUCCCAACUGUCAACAGAAAGAGACAGAAGCCAGAAACUGCAAGGACCUCCUAGAACGUGGGGAGACCCUGAGUGGCUGGUACACAAUCUACCCAACCAAGGGGAACCCCAUGAUGGUUUUCUGUGACAUGGAGACGGAUGGAGGGGGCUGGUUGGUCUUCCAGAGGCGGCAGGAUGGAUCGGUUGAUUUCUACCGUGACUGGGAAUCAUACAAGAAAGGAUUUGGGAGGCAAGGAUCAGAAUUCUGGCUGGGCAAUGAUAAGAUCUAUCUUCUCACCAGCUCUGGAACCCAGCAGUUGCGGAUUGAUCUGGAAGAUUUCAACAGUUCCAGAACCUUUGCGACAUAUUCCAGUUUCAGAAUCGCAAAUGAAAGUGAAAACUACAGGCUAACAGUGGGCUCCUCUUUGGAUAGUAACAUGGGUAAUUCUUUCUCGGGACACAACAACCAGGCAUUCUCUACAAAAGACAGAGACAAUGAUAACUAUUCUGGAAAUUGUGCCGUAACUUUCAAAGGAGGCUGGUGGUACAGUAAUUGCCACUCUUCCAAUCUGAAUGGCCUGUAUCACAAAGGAGAACAUGCCUCUUACGCUGAUGGCAUCAACUGGUAUACUGGGAGGGGGCACUAUUAUUCUUACAAGUAUGCAGAUAUGAAAAUUAGACCGCAAUAAAUGAAACCGCAGUUUGACAGAUUCUUCAACAGACAUGACCCAAAAAUUUACUAGCAGAUGAAUAUUCUUCUGCAUUCUCUUCCUGAAAAAGCAAAUUAAAUGCUAUAAAUCUUUAAAGCUGCUCCUUCACAUGUGCAUUGGAAUAUUCUCCCUUAUUGUACUCCCUUUUUUAUGUACACAGGGGUGGGGUUCAAACCCUUCUCCCUCCUCAUUCUCCAAAUUUUUUGCUAAAGAGAAAAGUGCUCCUGGAUGUGUUGCAAAACUGACAUUUAUUGAUCUAUAAUCUCAGAGCGGUAAGUAAGGCUAGCCUCCAACUCAAGCAAUUUCUGGGACUGUCCACAGAGGUCACCACCUUGCAUCAUUUUGUUGAAGAGACACUCCUUAGUCUUUGUCAAUGUCUAGACAGGGAGCUUGGCAUCUUUUCUUAGAUCAACUACUUACCUGAUUAGGGAACCUGAAGGGGCUGCAAAACUCUGGACGCUCUGUCAUCCUUAGGGCAAACCCAGAACUAUCCCUAAUUUUGCUACCAAAUAGUCCUUUGUGUUUCACCUGGCUGUUUGGGUCAUGUCCUGCUGACACUGUAAAACAAAGGAAAACUGAAGUAAAAUUGUAAGCA